AUGCCUCAGCUGCUGAGAGAUGUCCUCUGUGUAAUCGACACAUUCCACAAGUACGCCAGGGAAGACAGCAACGAGGCGACGCUGACGUAUAGAGAGCUGAAACAGCUCAUCCAGGGCGAGUUUGGAGACAUUCUGCAGUCCAGUGUCAUUCAUGCUGUGGAGAGAAACUUGAACCUUUUGAAUAUUGACAGUGAUGGCACCAUCAGUUUUGAUGAAUUUGUUCUUACAAUCUUCAACCUGUUGAAUCGCUGUUAUCGCAACAUACAAUCAUUACUAAAUUCAGAACCAAGACAAGUGUCUAAAACAGGGAAGCCAAAUAAUGUGGAUCUUCAGGCAAGCAGCGGGGCUGGCCGACAGGCAGAAGGCGCUUCACCAACUCAAGACAAGAUAGUGUUUCCUUCAAAAACAGCAUCCUCAGCUGAGCUCAGCCCUGAGGAAAGGGGAGCAGAUGGACACAAUAGCACGGGCCCACAUGGAGACACCAAGACUAACAAGCUGCUGAGAGAAGCAUCCGGGUGCAAUGACCCUAAGAACCAACACUUGGAAAGAGAUCAACAGAGCCAGGAAGAUGCACCAACAGGAGACGAGGCACAAGUUGAGACACAUAAGCCAACAGCAAGAGCAGGACAGACGGGCAGUCCCACAAAGCAGGAGAGUCAGAAUAAAGAAAUUCCCAGGGAGAGAGAUGAGCCAACCAGGGAGCAGCGUAGUACUGAGACAAGGGAGCAGUUUGGGAAACAGGAAAGAAAUCUGGGAAAACACAGUUCUCCGGCAGAAGAAACACUGCAGAGACCACCAAAGGGCCAGGAAGUUACAGCAGGAAAGAGUGGUGAGGGACACUCUGAAACACAAGAACUGACAGGGAAAGGUGAACCCAGUUCAGAAUGUGCUGAAUCACAAGAACAAACAGCCACUCAGAAACCACUCCACACACAGAAAUCAAGUGUUCCUGAGGAUGAGAGCGGAACAGCUGAGACACAAGAAGCAGGAAAGGAUGCUGACAGGGCCCUGCCUGAAACAAAGGAUUCAGCUGAAACUGAGUAUGAUGAUAAAGCAUCUGAAUCCCAAGAACCCCCAGCACAAGAAGGAAAACAGGGCCUGCUAGUCCACCAUGAUAGCAGAAAUGUUUCAGAAAUGCCCAAUGUUCGAGCUGAAGGAAAAGAGAGGGAAGGCAUUGAGGGCCAUGAAACAGGAGAACAGAAAGAAAGUGAGAGAAAAACUCAAGCAGCAGCCCUGGAAGACCAAACACAGGAUGAGAAGUGCCAGAAGCUCCAGGAAUCAUCAAAAGAAAGAGAUGCCAAGAAAAUUUCUAAGAUACAAGAGUUAAGCUCACAAGGAGGUGAAGAGAAUCAUCCUGAAAUAGAAGAAGAGGCAAGACAUGCUGAGGAAGGCACCGCAGAAGCAGCUGUGAGCAGCAAAAGUGCCCCUGCAGCAGAAGGAACACCAGGGAAAGGAGAAAGAAAGCAGGAGCUGGCACUCCCUGAGAACCAGUCAAGAGGAGAAAACAGGCAGGUCACCAACACUCAUGACAAGCUGACUGAGGACCGUGGUGACCAGGGACAAAAUCCUGAGCCAACAGUCACACAGAAUGAAGGGUCUUUGAAAAACUCCAACGAUCUGAGUCCAGAGGAAGGUGACAGCAGCUCAGAGACAAGUGACCCACCUGCACAAGGGGAUGCCCAAAGUCAAGUAUAUCUACUCGGAGAGACUGUGCAAGGAAGUCAGAAUAAUAACCCAGACACCCAGAAACAGGUAGCACCAGGCGAGACUCAAGAGGCAGCGGUGCCGGCAGUCAGAGGUGAGAAGGAGCAGCACGUGGAGGAAGAGAAACAGCCUGCUGGAGGAGAGCACCAGCAGCAGGGCUCAGGGACCAAAGGCCCAGACCCAAAUGAGGAGCCCAGUGAAUACCCAGAGACACAGGAGUCCACAGCAGGAGGUGAAAACAGAAAGUCCCUGGAAACAGAGGUCCCAGGCCUGCAGGCUGCAGACCUCACUGAACAGCUGUCCAUAACACCGCUCCCUGCAAAGGAAGACAGCAGAAAAGAAGAGGAAGGUGGAGCACCAGAGACCCAGGAGACCCAGGUACAAAGUCUGAAAGAGGACAAUUCAACCCCUCCUGAGACAUACCUUAAAACAAAGGAAACUGCAACAUCAGCAGAAGAGGAUGAAGGCCCCUUAGAACUGGCAGAAGAAGAUGUUGACCAACCAAACCCAGCCAAGAGAGUACAUGAUUCUGACUCUGCAGUCUCCCAGCCAGGCCUUAAAGAGAAGACACAGAAAGCGCAAGAGUCACGUCCUGUGGAGAGGGGUACAAUCUAUCCCAAUCCACUGUACACAUACCUGCAGGAGAAGAUACUGCAGCAAACAGAUGUAACUCAAGAGGAACAUCAAAAACAAACUCAGACAGUCAGGGCAUCGAGUCCAGAGCUCGGCAACCACCCUUCCAUUGCAUCCCUCACUAAUGAAAGCCAAGUUUUACAACAGUGCACCAGGGAGCUUCUGCCUGAUGAGGACCCUGCAGACACACAGCAAACAUCUGUUCUCCAGACCUUGGGAGAUGAGGACAGCCCGCAGAGAGAGGCGCCAGAGCCACAAAGGGAGGCAAGCACCAGCAAGCAAUGA
Messenger RNA from Talpa occidentalis (Iberian mole), 2622 nucleotides. RefSeq names its product trichohyalin like 1 (gene TCHHL1). Bases 1 to 2622 code for a protein of 873 amino acids. The transcript has 2 exons. NCBI's taxonomy places the organism in Eukaryota, Metazoa, Chordata, Mammalia, Eulipotyphla, Talpidae. Gene Ontology annotation, molecular function: transition metal ion binding. The record is from RefSeq and is a predicted model, not a curated record.